CGCGCAGCUCGGCCUGGGCCUGUCGGGCGCUCUCCUUCCUUCCGCGCCCGGCCUGGCGGGCCCAGCUCCUCCCCCGUUCGGCCUCGCUCCUUCCCUGGCCCUCCCUCCACCGGCCGUUCCUCUCUCCCUCCUCCUCCUCCUCUUCCUCGGCGAGGCGCUCCUCCAGCAGCCAGACAGCAUGGCGGCCGUGGAGACGCGGGUGUGCGAGACGGCCGGCUGCAGCAGCGAGGCCAAGCUCCAGUGUCCCACCUGCAUCAAGCUGGGCAUCCAGGGCUCCUACUUCUGCUCGCAGGAAUGUUUUAAAGGAAGUUGGGCUACUCACAAGUUACUACAUAAGAAAGCAAAAGAUGAAAAGGCAAAGCGGGAAUUGUCUUCCUGGAGUCUAGAAGGUGAUACUAACACUGACCCAUGGGCAGGUUAUCGGUACACGGGCAAACUCCGACCACAUUAUCCACUGAUGCCAACCAGGCCCGUGCCAAGUUAUAUUCAAAGACCAGAUUAUGCUGAUCAUCCUUUAGGAAUGUCUGAAUCUGAACAAGCUCUUAAGGGUACUUCUCAAAUUAAAUUACUCUCAGCGGAAGAUAUAGAAGGGAUGCGACUCGUAUGUAGGCUUGCUAGAGAAGUCCUGGACAUUGCUGCUGGGAUGAUUAAACCAGGUGUAACUACUGAAGAAAUAGAUCAUGCUGUGCACUUAGCAUGCAUUGCAAGAAAUUGCUAUCCUUCUCCGUUGAAUUAUUAUAAUUUCCCAAAGUCUUGUUGUACUUCAGUGAAUGAAGUUAUCUGUCAUGGAAUUCCAGACAGACGGCCCUUGCAAGAAGGUGAUAUUGUUAACGUGGACAUCACUCUUUAUCGCAAUGGUUAUCAUGGAGACCUGAACGAGACGUUCUUUGUCGGCGACGUGGAUGAAGGGGCACUGAAGCUGGUUCAGACCACAUAUGAGUGCUUGAUGCAAGCCAUCGAUGCAGUGAAACCUGGCGUUCGAUACAGAGAACUGGGAAACAUUAUUCAGAAGCAUGCCCAAGCAAAUGGCUUUUCAGUUGUUCGAAGCUACUGUGGGCAUGGAAUCCAUAAGCUUUUUCAUACAGCCCCCAAUGUACCCCACUAUGCCAAAAAUAAAGCAGUUGGAGUGAUGAAGGCGGGCCACGUAUUUACCAUUGAGCCAAUGAUUUGUGAAGGUUCAAGAUAAACAUUUUGGCAGAAGACACCAUAAUGGCAUAUGGUAUGUCCCUUUCAUUGCGUCACAUCUCAUCAGGAGGCACAUAAUAUUGUCAUAUUUAAUGCCAAUACAAGUUUGUCACUUGGAUUCUGUCAGAUCUUUUUAUUUUAAAAAUUUAAAACAUCUUUUUUUAAAAAAGCAAAUAAUUUGGGAGGAGAUACUUGGAGACCAUUUGGAGAUCCUGUUCACUCAAUGGUUUUAGUGUUCACUGCAGAAUCCAUUGUUUUAUUGAAUUGAUUGCUGCAAAUUGGGACUUUCUAAACCUAGUAUUUCAUCUGCAUUAUUAGCUAGCACCCUUUUACAAAGAUGUGUUUUUCCUCCCUCUUACCACUUUUUUUUUUUUUUUUUAGUAUUUUUGGGUUCAUAGAUUCUUUUUAAACAUUCUACUUAAAUUACUGGAAUUCCAAAUUGGGUCAGCAGGAACACCUUUAAAGCUUAUUCAUGGGUUAUUUUGACUUGUGCCUAAAAGGCAUAAUAUCGUGCCUUUUGCUAUAGCAAGAUAUUCUAGGUUUAUCAUACACUUUGCCUGCUCCACACUGGUGUCUGGCUAUUUCUUCAAGGAAAAACCCACUUUCUUUUCUUGGGAAAUCAAGAUCUGUGUGCUACUGGGGUGUCAUCGUUUCUAGGCUUUUUUAGGGAAUGGAGCCAGAAAAUGCAUUGCUUAUAUAUCAUGAAUUUCUUCACAUACUUUAUUUCACAUCUAACAUCUGUCUCACCUUUCCCUGUUCCCUACCUGUAUCUUCUCUGAUGGUGAGAACUUUGGUUCUGAACAUCAGUAUUUACUAUUUAGUUGAUUCUACAAGAUGUAAAAUUAUUUCAGAAUGACUGCGUGAAGAUCACUACCAACAAUAAAGUUAUUUAGUGCAAAGUUUGUGAUUCUUUUUAUUCUUGGAACAUGUCAUUAAGAGCAUGCAAGUAUUGGUUUAAAAAUUAUUUGAAUUAAUUUUGAUCCUACUGUGUGCUAAAUUUCAUAAACUGAGCUACUGUUUAACAGUGAAUGCAGUGAAUACAGUGGGAGUAGUGAGGAUAAUUUAGUGGUCUGGGAGUUAGAAAUAUUGGAACCGUUUGAGAUAGUAUGAUAAGAUUCUGUCUGCAUUUGAUGGUGUUUGACUUCUCUCAGGCUCCCUAGCCUAUGAGAGGAGCAAAUUAUACCACUUGCGGAUAUGUGGCUCAUUUUCCAAUAUAGUAGGGGGGAAAAUCAUCUGGACAGUAAUGUUUUAGGUACAAAUUGUUUCACAGCGUAAGCUGCAUUAUGCUAAUAUUCUAAAAGGUAAUGUGUUUAGCUUCAUUUUAAAAAUGAACAUCUAAGGAAAGGUCAGCUUAGUAGCACAUGCUCCACACGUGGCAAUCCUCUGGCUUCAGUGUCUGAACUCUGAGGUGCAAGCAGUCUUUGGUGGCAGCCUCCCCCUUACCUCUUCGUUUUGGUGUGAAGGAUGACAAUAAAAAACUGGUUUGCAUUUGGUUAUUUUGCAAAAGAGCAAGACUAAGAUGGCAUUGACUACCUGUCAUCUGCCGCCUUUCAUGUUGGAGACUGGGUGAGCAACAACUGUCUAGAUGGCAAUUCUGUGAUUACAUUAAAUGUAUAUUUUACUAAAAUGUGCCAAAAAGUCAAAUAUGUGGAGCAUUCAGGAAGGGCUUCCUGGAAAGACUUUCACAUCAAUAUGUGUUUUUUUAAAUGUAUUUUUUAUUGUUGAUAGUAUUAAUAUGUUUGUUAUAGUUCAAAGUAUUUUAAUAUUUUCCUAUGGACAUCGAUUUUUACUAUUGUAAAGCUUUUAGUGGAGUAAUAGCUCCCAUCUCCUGGGUGAUUAGCCCUUUUACUAUUAUUACCCCCACCUUCUCAUCCCACUCACAACAACAAACACAUGCCAAUACUUCUCAAAACAUGUAGGCACAUCUGCACUAUGAUGUCAUGAGGAGGGCACAAGACCAACAGUCAGGACACCAGGGCUGUGAUUUCCCGGAUUCUUUCACUGGUUGCAUGGCUAGGAGGAUAAGUGCCAUACUUGAUCUUUGUGUAGGAUGACACCACUACUUAGCAACUGUUUUAUUCUAUAUACUAGAGGCCUGUUGCAUGAAAUUUGUGCAAGAGCAGGCCUUCCUUCCCCUGGCUGCAGGCACCAGUUUCCCCCUGGCACCUGGUACCUGGGCUUCCCUCGCUUCGUCCUGAAGGAUGUCCGGUCUAAUUAGCAUAUUACACUUUUAUUAUUAUACUGUGACUAUAAAGCAAAUCUGCUUUAGUUUAGUAGCUGCAUCAGAGUUAAACAGAAGAUUCAGGCUAGAAUUUUUAGAACUUGAUCAGUAAAUCUGAGCCCUAGCUGGCUUUGAGGAAACAAAGUAGCCAAUGAUAAAAACAUUUAGUAUGAAAAUGUAGAUUCGAGAAGAGAUCAACAUAUUUUAAUCCAAAUUUCCACUGUUUUACCUUAACAUAGCUUGAUUAUUUUUGGUGUUUUAGUCCCUGUCUAAAGGAGGUAGCUCUAUGGUGAAUUAAUGCUCCUUCCGUGGAAGGAGCAUGCGCAUGUUUACCUCAUCUCAAGGGAUUCUGUCAGUGUCCUGUUUGAUAAAGGCAGUGCUUGACAGCCCACCCCAUCUGCUUUGUUCUUGUGAAGAAAAUGAAACUGGUAUAGUGGAGGACUUGGAAUAUCUCUGUUCACUUUAUGGUUGUUUCUCUAAAGAUGAUUUCCUUGGUAUAGUUCUAUGCAUUUAUGAUCUAAAUAGCUUUGAAUAUACUUAAUAAAAUGUUUUCCAAAUGUG
This is a messenger RNA of Myotis myotis, 3967 nucleotides long. It is a transcript of the gene METAP1, whose product is annotated as methionyl aminopeptidase 1. Lineage: Eukaryota; Metazoa; Chordata; Mammalia; Chiroptera; Vespertilionidae. The record is from RefSeq and is a predicted model, not a curated record. The transcript is spliced from 11 exons. Bases 179 to 1186 code for a protein of 335 amino acids. Gene Ontology annotation, biological process: proteolysis. Gene Ontology annotation, molecular function: metalloaminopeptidase activity.